Messenger RNA from Lontra canadensis (Northern American river otter), 2687 nucleotides. RefSeq names its product cadherin related family member 3 (gene CDHR3). The coding region runs from base 72 to 2687 and encodes 871 amino acids. Gene Ontology annotation, molecular function: calcium ion binding. The record is from RefSeq and is a predicted model, not a curated record. Gene Ontology annotation, cellular component: membrane. The transcript is spliced from 19 exons. Lineage: Eukaryota; Metazoa; Chordata; Mammalia; Carnivora; Mustelidae. Gene Ontology annotation, biological process: homophilic cell-cell adhesion.
GUCUGGGUGUUGGGCGGGACUCUGCUGCUGGAUAAUAUGCUGGAAGUGCCUAUAGACGCGAACUCUCCAAGAUGCAGGGAGCAGUUUUUCUCCUGGGUCUCCUGGGGGCCAUGUCAGGGAGAGAAGCGCUACACCUUGUCCACUUGCCGGCUACAAGCACCGUGGCUGAAAAUUCUCCACCUGAGACGCCAGUGCACAAGUUUUCUGUGAACUUAUCAGCCUCGCUGUCUCCUGUGAUCCCAGGGUGGCCCCUGAUCAUCAACACGAGCCCCCUCACUGAGGCCUUCAAAGUGAACUGGCUGUCAGCCACCGACUUUGAGGUUGUCACCACGGGGAAGGAACAACUAGACUUUGAAACAGGACCAAACAUAUUUGAUUUGCAGAUUUAUGUUAAGGAUGAUGUUGGUGUCACUGACCUUCAGAUCCUGACUGUCCAGGUAACAGAUGUGAAUGAGCCACCUCAGUUUCAAGGCAACUUGGCACAAGGUCUAGACCUCUACAUACUGGAAGGAACAAACCCGGGAUUCAUCUACCAGGUUGAAGCCUUUGAUCCGGAAGACAUAAGCCGAAACAUACCCCUCAGUUAUUUCCUGAUCGCCUCCUCAGUGAACUUCAGGAUGUCUGCUAAUGGGACCCUUUUCUCCACAAUAGAAUUUGACUUUGAAGCAGGACACAAGAGUUUCCUUCUGCUUGCGAGAGUGAGAGAUAGCCAAGGGCUCGAAGCCUCCACAAUGCUCCAGGUGAACAUUGUGAAUGUCAACGAUGAAGUCCCGCGCUUCACCAGCCUGGCGCGAGUGUACACGAUUGCCGAGGAGCUGGCUUCAGGCACCAUUGUGGCCAGUGUCACCGCGGAGGACCCCGACGAUAAGGGUUCCACCAGCUUCCUGCUCUACAGCAUCACGACUGCUAGCCGCUAUUUUGUGAUCAACCAGUUGACCGGUACGAUCCACGUGGCCCAGAGGCUAGACCGAGACGCAGGUGAAUUAAGACAAAAUCCCUCCAUUUCCCUGGAAGUUCUGGUGAAGGACAGACCCUCGGGAGGUCAAGAGAAUCGCAUGCAGAUAACCUUCAUCGUGGAGGACAUUAAUGACAACCCGGCCACGUGCUCCAAGACCUCCUUCAGCAUUAUGGUGCCUGAAAGAGCAGCCAAGGGGACGUUGCUUCUGGACCUGAACAAGUUCUGCUUUGAUGAUGAUAGCAAAGCACCAAACAACCAAUUCAACUUCACCACGCCAUCUGGAGUGGGGAGCAGCGGCAGAUUUUCACAGGAUCCAGCUGGCUCUGGGAAAAUCGUGUUGGUUGGUGACCUAGAUUAUGAAAAUUCAAGUAAUCUAGCAGCUGGCAAUAAGUACACCGUGAUAGUCCAGGUGCAGGACGUUGCCCUUCCUUACUAUAAAAACAACAUCUACAUUUAUAUCUUCACAAAGCCCGAAGACGAGUUUCCUCUUGCCUUUGACAGGCCGUCCUAUGUAUUUGAGGUGUCAGAAUUAAGGCCAGCUCGAACCCGGGUUGGACUAGUGCGCGCCACCGAUCAAGACUUCCCCCAGAGCAGGGUCGUGUAUUCCAUCUCCAUGGGAGGAGCCAGCCUCCAGUACCCAAACAUAUUUUGGAUCAACCCCCAGACGGGAGAACUCCAGCUGGUGACAAGAGCAGACUACGAAACGACCCCCAUCUAUAUUCUCAGAAUCCAGGCCACCAACGGCGAGGACAGCAGCUCAGUCACUGUAACUGUGAACAUCCUUGAAGAAAAUGAUGAAAAGCCAGUUUGUAUGCCAGACUCUUAUUUCUUGGCCAUCCCAGUGGAUCUGAAAGUUGGCACAAACAUUCAGAAUUUCAAGCUGACGUGUACCGACCUGGACUCCAGCCCCAGGUCGUUUCGUUACUCCAUGGGCCCAGGCAACAUCAACAGUCAUUUCACCUUCUCUCCCAGCGCCGGGUCCAACGUUACAAGCCUGCUCCUUGCAACACGCUUUGACUAUGCCAGUGGGCUUGACAAGAUCUGGGACUACAAACUACUUGUCUAUGUAACUGACGACAACUUGCUGUCUGGCAGGAAGAAAGCUCAGGCUCGCAUUGAAACAGGGACGGUGACGCUGAGUAUUAGCGUCAUUCCUCACCCCACCACAACUGUCACCACAACCCCCAGGCCCAGGGUCAUCUACCAGGUCCUGAGAAAAAACGUCUAUUCUCCAUCAGCGUGGUAUGUGCCUUUUGUCAUCACUUUGGGCUCCAUAUUGCUUUUGGGACUCCUGGGGUCCCUGUUCGUCCUGUUGGCCAAAGCCAUCCACAGACACUGUCUCUGCAAGACUGGGAAGCACAGGAAACUUCCGGUGAAGCAAGGAGAAAUGAAGGAUACGAAGCCAGAGGUUUUGGUGGAAACAAUCCAGAUGAACUCUGUCUUUGAUGGAGAAGCCAUCGACCCAGUUACUGGGGCAGUAUAUGAAUUCAACUCAAACACGGGAGCCAGAAAGUGGAAAGAUCCCUCAACCCAAAUGCCAACAUGGAAAGAGACUGGCCCCCAGGGAGCUGCUCCCUAUAGAGCCAGGCCACCGAGGAGCACCGGUGAGCGACAUGGGCUGAGCAGCAAAGCCCCGGCUGAGGACAACCCAGUUCCAGAAACCAGGAUGCCAAGCCCAGCACCCCAAAGAGCAGUCAGGGGUUCCUCCAAACUGCACCCAGGAAAGUAA